CUGGCUUUUCUUAUCGGACCGACAUCAAAGUUCAUAAGAAUUCUCUGGUUUUUUGAUUUGGGACGAGGAUAUGGUUAAGCCGAAGCAACAGAAGAAGCUACCCCAGAAGAAGCAGCAACAACACCCACAAAUUAAGAAGCUGGGAAAACUGGCUGACAGUUCUCAAUUUCGGACUCAGUUGGAUGCUCUAGGCCUACGCAUUGUUGACGUGACAGCAGAUGGUAAUUGUUUCUUCAGAGCCCUUGCUGAUCAGUUGGAAGGCAAUGAGGAGGAACAUCAAAAGUACCGCAGCAUGGUGGUGAAACACAUAUUGGACAACCGGGAGAUGUUUGAGCCCUUUAUUGAAGAUGAGGUCCCAUUUGAUGAAUAUUGCCAGUCUAUGGAAAAUGAUGGUACAUGGGCUGGACAUAUGGAAUUGCAGGCAGCUUCUCUUGUAACACACAGUAAUAUAUGCAUUCACCGGAACAUGUCUCCUCGGUGGUACAUAAGAAAUUUUGAUGAUCGCGGAGUUCAUAUGAUCCAUUUGUCUUAUCAUGAUGGGGAGCAUUAUAAUAGUGUGCGGUUAAAGGAGGAUCCUUGCGAUGGGCCUGCAAGGAAAAUUGUAAUUAAGGCUGAUGCUGAUCUUUCAGUGCUAUCACAUCAAACAAAAGUUAUGACCAACAAAUCCCCUGGGCAAGUGGGUAGGGAAACUUUCCACCCAGGGUCCAUAAAGUUGAUUAUGGCUGGAAGUGGAUGUGAAAACCGUGAGAAAGUGGAACAGAUUUUAGAGCAGGUAAAUGGAGAUGUUGGUGCUGCAAUAGAAUUUCUAAUCGCAGAACAAGGAACAGAAGAGUGCUCUGCAGAAUCUGAUUCCCUUCCUAGUCAGGCUAAUACUUACGAUCGUGAUGAAAACAAUGACCAUAAGCAGCACAAAGAAGACAUGGUAGAGGACAGCACUAAUGACGAAUCAAAUGACAGCUCCAGGAAGAUCAAUGAUAAUAUUGCAUUGCAAAGAGAUGGCAAGAAGAUUCCUAGAAACAAGGUCUGCCCCUGUGGUUCCAAAAAGAAAUACAAAGCUUGUUGCGGAUCUACCUUGGGGAAGCAAUCUGCUAAGUUUGUAGUUAACCAAGCAGCUGACUCCAAAAGGGGCAAAAAGGAAAGGAGGCAAGGAAAGAAAGGGACUUCUGCAAAAGCUGAAGUACUUGGUGAAUAUGACUCGGUGACACCUGACAUGGGUGCACUUUGUAUUUGAGUUAAUAGUAAAUCUGAAGUUAAUUUUGUGCUCCCCUAAGGAGAGAAGCUACUGAAAGGUCGGUCUACCUAUGAUUGAGCUCUUCACAAUAUUAAAAUCCAUUCAUACUUGGGAUUUCCGAACAGAAGGUUUCCUUUCGGUAGAAGCAUUAUUAUGAACCAGAAAGGGAUAUACAAUUGGAGAAAGUGUUACAAAAAUCAUUUAUAAUUUUUGUUCCUCAAGCAAGAUGCUUUUGGGGACAACGUGGAAGUCUUGAUCAUUCUUUUUAUAGGAGAUCUUAUAGGAGAAUCAGUGUUGCCUAAAAUAUGAGGGUAGAAAUAGUCAUAAUGAUUUAGUCAAAAAGUUCAGCUGAACAAGAGUCCUUUCUCCUGUUAACAUUUUCGGCUUAAGUCCAUGAACCUAUUCAACCACAAGAGAGAAAAGCAUGCAUCUUCUCAGUAAUCUAUGACUAGAGUAGUUCAGAAGAGAGAGAAUCAACAUUCCAAGUUAUUGUCAUUUACCCGUUCUUAAU
Abrus precatorius (Indian licorice) is the source of this 1742-nucleotide messenger RNA. Its product is annotated as OTU domain-containing protein 3. NCBI's taxonomy places the organism in Eukaryota, Viridiplantae, Streptophyta, Magnoliopsida, Fabales, Fabaceae. Gene Ontology annotation, molecular function: cysteine-type deubiquitinase activity. The record is from RefSeq and is a predicted model, not a curated record. The transcript has 14 exons. The coding region runs from base 71 to 1231 and encodes 386 amino acids. Gene Ontology annotation, biological process: protein deubiquitination.